AUGUCUACAUUCACCUGCUUCCCUCUCCUUGCCGGCGAACUCCAACUUCGAAUCUGGGAGCUAUCGAUUUCAGACAAACCAGCCUUGCUCCCUCGUCGCCCCAUGGCUGCUCUCGCAGCCUGUCGAGACUCUCGAACCACCUACCUCAAAGUUUACACGCGUUUCUUCAAAAGCAGUGCACGUUCCCUCUUCGAAUAUCCCAUAUCUCUCUAUGCCAAUACGGCUCUCGAUUCCACGCUUUUCUUGGAUAACGAGUCUAUCCUCCUGAAGAACUUCGAGGAUUGGAUCGAACCUGGCUUCAAGGAUACGAUCCGGCAUUUGGCAGUUGAAGACACUUUCUGGCGACAACCGGAACCACGACCAGAGCAGCUCUCGAAUGAUUUGCGGUUCAAGCUCUUCCAUGCCAACACAGGGAUCGAAGGGAUAGUAGUCGUCAAUGUUGUCUUGACGAGCGCCGACUUCCCAGGGGAAGUUCAGGAGCAGACACGAGAGACUGAAAAGAAGAAGCUGGACUUGAAUGAUAGAACAUUGGCUAUCUGCGAGGCGACAUAUCCCGAAGAUCCUCUUGUAAUGGAAAGUGUACGCGGCGUUUACAGAACUUUGAAUGAAUUACAUCAGGCGGGGUAUUUUGAGAGCUGGGUUGAGCCCGAGUUGAGAAUGACGAGGAUUUUGUAUAAUUGA
This is a messenger RNA of Cadophora gregata, 681 nucleotides long. RefSeq lists its product as uncharacterized. The transcript has a single exon. Lineage: Eukaryota; Fungi; Ascomycota; Leotiomycetes; Helotiales; Ploettnerulaceae. The coding region runs from base 1 to 681 and encodes 226 amino acids. The record is from RefSeq and is a predicted model, not a curated record.